Filobasidium floriforme is the source of this 1379-nucleotide messenger RNA. Its product is annotated as S-adenosyl-L-methionine-dependent methyltransferase. NCBI's taxonomy places the organism in Eukaryota, Fungi, Basidiomycota, Tremellomycetes, Filobasidiales, Filobasidiaceae. The record is from RefSeq and is a predicted model, not a curated record. The transcript is spliced from 2 exons. Gene Ontology annotation, cellular component: mitochondrion. Gene Ontology annotation, biological process: methylation. Gene Ontology annotation, molecular function: nucleic acid binding; methyltransferase activity. The coding region runs from base 84 to 1010 and encodes 308 amino acids.
CGGAACUUCAGGAAGGAGGAGAGGCCGAGCUUGAACUAGGGUGGAUCGAACAAGAGACUCGAAAUCAGGGGAAUGCGGGAGAUAUGGAGAUUGAACGUGAGGUGGAAAGGAGGGUGAGGAGGCGGAGUUUAGGGGAACCAUUGCAGUAUAUCCUCGGUUCUACGGAUUUCGGACCCCUGACUUUGGAAUGCCGUGCGCCGAUCCUGAUUCCACGACCGGAGACGGGGGACGUCUUUCAGCGAUUGGCUUCACUGGUACGGGCAGGCUUAGGGCGGCUGAGUAGGAGGAGAAAGACGGAUGGUCAAGCGCUGGAAAAGGAGCAAGGAGAAGCGAGGCUGGACGUGAAGGUGUUGGACCUCUACACGGGUUCGGGAGCGAUCGCCUUGUUGAUCGCUCACGAACUCCGAUCGAGCCCUCGACACGCUGGUCGACCAGCAGAAUGGGACCGGGAACACGAGCUGAACUUCCGGGCCUUGGGGGUGGACAUCAACCCGCUCGCCAUCGAACUGGCAUUGGUCAACCGGGAAAAGACGGGAUUGACGCGCGAGGUCGAUUUCGUGCAGAGUGAUGCGCUGAGCCUGACCGACCUCGAUUUGCUGGAUGGCCGUCCGCAUCUGGUCGUAGCCAACCCGCCCUAUAUCCCCAUGGAGGAGUACGAGCGCCUGCCCGGCUCUGUCAAGGAGUGGGAAGACGUGGACGCGUUGUUGGGCGAUGGGGAGCGGGGUCAAGAGGUGGGCGAUAGGGUGCGAGCGGAUGGGUUGGCGCAUUAUCGUGCGUUGGCGAGGAAUCUGGGCGGGCUGUUGGGAGUCGAUCCAGAGGUCACGUCGUCGGGGCUGGAUGACGAUUGGGACGACGCGGGUCUACCUAGGGUGGCAGUCGAGAUCGGGGACGGCCAGGCGGGACGCGUGAGACGGAUCAUGGAGCUCGAGAGUCGGGGCGUGAUAGGGAGGACCGAGUGCUGGGUGGACAUGUAUGGUAAAGAGAGGAUGGUCGUCGGGUGGCGUCGUUGAUCGCCGCUGAUGAUCGAGUCACAUGAAACACGACUGACCCGCAGCGAGUUGUGUGAAACGUGCUGCGAGAACCCCUCCCCCGGCCGAAUCGCGAGGUCGGUUACUGCGGGGAAAGGGAUGCAUCGGAAGCAUUUUCUCUUUGCUCCCUCCUGUAAUUUGAUUCCGCCGGACACCUCCUCUCUCCCUCUGAUUUGCUAAACUUGGACGAUCGACCGAACGGUGAACCCAAAUAUAACUCUCGCAAGCAGCAAGGAGAGAGUAUAGGGGUCCAUUCACUUCAGGAGGACACUUCGAUAACACACAGCGUACAGCGACGACCUAUACCUACCUACUCUCUCGAACAACAGGCGCAGACCAGACCAGCAACCA